AUGUCCUCAAAACGCACCGAGGCCAUGACUGCUGACGAGGAGCCGCGGCGGACGUCGGCCGUGUCUAACGGCUCGUCGAGCGUCAGCAGUACCAACUCUGACGAAGCCAGCAGCAGUGUCUCCGACAGCAGCAGCAGCAGCGGCAGCGGGAGCUCCUCCGGCUCCGAAUCGUCCGAUAGCGAGCGCCACUCGUUCCCUCCGCAGCGCCAAAAUUCCGCUACAACAGAGAGAACCACGUCCACGCAGCAGCCACAACAGCAGCGGCAUGUGCAGCUGAAUCCCGAGCUGCGCUUUGAGCGGCCAGACAAGGAGUACAUCCCGCUGCCACCCCUCAGAGACAUGCAGGACAUGGCCAAGGUUCUGUUUCUCUUGAGCACCGAUAAGAAACGCUAUCCGGAUGGGCGUCACCGCACACUGGACUACUUCCGUGUCGCGGUGGAGAUGUUUGUGACGGAGGUGCGCCAGGAGUACCAACGGCAGUAUCAGCAGGCGCAGCGCAGCGGGCGCGCGAUGCAGCGGUUUACGUGGAAGAACUCGGGCGAGCUGGCGAUUUGUUUUGCCUGCUGCUGCGACAAUGUGAAGCUUCUGUACGACAGCCUCCAACCUGGCCCCCUCAAGCCACUCUGGGACGCCUUUGUCGGCCAGCUCGCGCCGAUGCUCAUCGUUCAGAGUCGCGUGCCGGAAACGAUGCUCUCAUUCCAAACGUACCACACCAAGUACAUGGACUGGGUGAAGGGCGGCACACGUUACGGUGGUGAGCAGUCAACCGCGAAUGUCCGCUUCCCCUCCGUGGCAGACCGUCGCGUAAAGGUUGAGACAUACCUCCAGAGCGGCGCGGGGUACAAGAUCGAGGCUGUGCAGGUGGGGUCGACGUCCGCCGCGGCGCCUCGCCCUUCUUCGGCUGCUGCUGCGGCUCCGGUGCAGGCUUUAGAGACUCGGGCGCCUUUCGCGGGGCGGCUGCCCGGCACAGGUUCGGUGAAGGUGCCGGUGGCUCCCGGUGCCGGUGGACCUCGCCCACCAGUGAAGGUUCCCAUGAAGCACGUCGGUGGCGGUGCUGCGCACGGCAGUGUCACGGCCGCCGCCGCUCCUCCGCUUGCCUCCACGAGCGUGAAGCAGAUGCCGCCGGAGAUGAAGCAUCUGUUUUGGUUGUCCGUGCUGGCGCACGUAAAGGGCGGGGAUGCGUCCCAGGCGUUUCCAGAUGACCGACUGGAGGCGCUUCCCGGGCUGCUGCGGCUGUGCGAGAUGACAGAGCACACGGAGGAGAUGUGCAUCUUGAUGGAUGUGCUGGCGGCCUCGAGCAGCGGCGUUCAGACAGUCUUCGAGCGACUUGGGGGCCUUCUGUCAUUCCGCCGGUUUGCCUCCCACUUCAUCCAGAGUGAGGAAGCAGAGCCGCUCAUGCAACUCGUUGAGCAGCUCGCGAGGUGGCGCGUCGCGGCAUGGGGCAAUACCUCACAGCAGGCGUGGCAGACCGAUAUGAAACAACGGCGCACACGCGAUCUGAUGUGGCUCCGAACCCUGUCCCUCAUCCCGGAGGGAAAGCGGGCGGCGUGGGGGGCGCUGCUGCUGGUGAUGGAGCAACGCUAUAUUUUCAAGGCCCCGCGCCCUGAUGACACAACCACCACGGACAAUCCACUGAAGCGGCGGCGACCCGAGGUCGAGCUCGGGGACCUGCACGCUGUGCUGAGUGACAACGUCGAUAUGCAAAGAUGGGUGGUGCCUCGGGUCAAUGUGUUUUCCGCUGUCCGCCUACCAGUGGAGCUGCGCGUGCCGCCACUGUGCACAAAGUUGGAGGAGGACACUGUGCGCUUCCUCAACUCCAAACGCGAGUACGCCGAGAAGGCGCAGGUGACGUGGCGCGAGAGGCUAGAGAAGAUUCUGAGCGCGCAGCCUCGUGUCCCGGGUGCCGCCGUGGCGGUGCCUCUCUGGUAUGACCCGUACGCGCUGCUGAGCGUGGCGUCUCCGCAGCCGUGA
Leishmania mexicana MHOM/GT/2001/U1103 is the source of this 1971-nucleotide messenger RNA. RefSeq lists its product as hypothetical. The record is from RefSeq and is a predicted model, not a curated record. The coding region runs from base 1 to 1971 and encodes 656 amino acids. The transcript has a single exon. Lineage: Eukaryota; Euglenozoa; Kinetoplastea; Trypanosomatida; Trypanosomatidae.